Molecule: messenger RNA, 2055 nt
Organism: Helobdella robusta
Lineage: Eukaryota; Metazoa; Annelida; Clitellata; Rhynchobdellida; Glossiphoniidae
Exons: 1
Coding region: 1-2055 (684 amino acids)
Cellular component (GO): plasma membrane
Source: RefSeq, a predicted model, not a curated record
AUGAAGGAUCUUUGUAAUGUUGUCCUUCUUCUUUUGCUAACAAACUUUAUUCCAAAGGAGGCAAAUGGCCUAGAACUAAACUACAUCGGCUGCUUUCAAAAAGUUUUGUCUAUAAAAGUUUGGUAUAUAAAAAGAAGUGAUGGUAAUUUCGAUGACUGUGCUUCAAAUUGCUGGAGGGAAUUUAGCAUAAUUGCAUUAAAGAACGGUCGCGAAUGCAACUGCGUAGCUCGUGUGGAUGCGGCAGUGGCUUCCUGGCAGUGUGACAAGCUUUGUAAUAACAAGGCAUGCGGAGGACUGGAGUUUUAUUCUGUUUAUAGAUUUAAGCCACUUUCGAUACACGACCUAUACUACUGCCAUUUGACGCCAAAUGCUAAAGAGAGCGCCAUAUAUUCACGAAAUUUUGACAGUCUGGAUAAUCUCGAAAUGUGUGCGCAUUUCUGCUUGGAAAUGAACAUGACAUUCUUUAGAAAGGAUUCCAACAAAUGUGACUGUUUCCAGGCCGUUAAUUAUGGAAAGUUUUUUAAAAGAACAUCCGAUAUAAUUUCUACAGCAUGCCCAAAAAAUGUAAAUGAAAUCUGUGAUUAUUUAUUUGAACAUCAUCUUUGCCUUUCUCAUGUAUUUGCUACGCGACCAGAUUACGAAUUCCAGAGAGGAGUAUCAACUUUCUCUCACUGCAAAAUCAUAAACUAUGAAAUACAAGAAGGGUGUCCAGAAGGUUGUAGUAAAGGCUGGAAGGGAGAUUCGUGCAGAGAAAGAGAUUGUACGAGGAACAAUGGUGACUGUGGUGACGAGAUGAAAUGUAUUGAGUCCACGGUCAAUAGUAAUAAGUACGUUGAAUGCGUCUGCCCAUUGGGCACCGUAAGAAAUAAAUGGUACUUGUGCGAGGUGUUUAGGGAGAACGUGGCUCUAGAUCAAUUAUCAUGUUGGUUGAGUUUUGCUUACCCUGGCGACAAAGACGUCUCAAAUGACGGAAUAUAUAACGGUUACGCUCUGAGUGUUAACGACAAGCGAAAUAUACUAAGCGUUGUUUUCCCCAAUCUUUAUUCCAUUGGGUAUGUUAGAAUUUACGGGAAGCUAUGUGAAAAUGAAAGGGAUUGCAGUCAACUAGAUAAGUUUGUGAUUAAACUCGGUCCAUCAGACGAUGAAAGAAAUCUUCCAGAAACAUGCGGCUAUGGACCUGACGAAGCCAUACAAGCUGGAAAUCCCAUGACUGUUAUCUGUAAAGAUUUUACAUAUCGUUCAAAGCUUGUUGUUUUGCUGCAGUCAGACGAAAAGAUUGGAACAGGAAAUCCUACAAUAGCAGAGAUGGAAGUAUAUGAAGUUAGUUGCGGUGUCUUGAACGGAAGAUGUGAACAAAGGUGCACUGAAUCGAAAGAUGGAGACGCACACGUUGUCAGCUGCAGUAGUUGGACUGAUGAACAAGCUGUAACAAACUCAUUUUACGGAUGUUACUUGAAAGUGUCAAGUGACCUUCACUUCAAGAAGGCUGGUUUAUCGUACUUGCAAUGUAAAGAUGCCUGCACUUUAAUGUCAAAAAGUUUAGCAGUGAUGCAAGCAGGUUUCAAAUGUUAUUGCGGCAGUAGUUUGAACAUAGCUGGUAACAUCCCAGUGGAAGAUUGCAAGAAAGGCCAUUACGGAUCCAACCUUAUAUUUGAUGACUGUGACAUGCAAGAUGAUUUUUGCAAUAAAGUCAAUGGAACUUUAAACCUCAUUACAACAACUUCCAAAGCUACCAAACAUGACAUUUAUGAUACAAAUUCUACUGAGACUUUAGAAACCAUCGUCAUUAUCAAGCCUUCCGACGAAUCCACAAACAUCACAUCAUUGCAAACGCAGCUUUACGAUUCUUACAACAUAUAUUUGGUCAUCACGUCAGGUGUGACCACCAUCGCCUUCCUCUUCAUGCUAGCUCUUUUAGUUAGAGAACUGAAGUUAAAACGUGUGAUACCAAAAAGAACAAGCGAAACCUCAGGCAGAAGCGCAAGGAUUUCAAGCAGCAGUGAAGUUAGAUCCUCAAGAAAUAGUUUGAGUGUGAAUAAUACUGAAGCAAUAUAA